UCGCGCAGCGGGAAUAGUUCUGAUUUGAAAAACAUUACGACUCGUUUUAAAGGAAUACACCGAACAUGUGAACAGGAUGUAGCCAGGGAUAUUGAAGACCCGCAAAUAAAUAUAAUGAAUAAAGUACAAUUUUCAUUGAACUUUCACAUAAACCGAAAUAUUUUAAAAGUAAUAUAUUCAAAUAGAAAUAAAUAGUUCAAGUGAAACCAUUUCGUUCUCAAAUUCAAGUUCGAGUGCAAUUUGAACAUCUGUUUACAUGCAUCUGCUUUAAUAGAAAUAGAUCUUGAUUGGCCAAUUAAUUAUGGUCUAGCAAACAGUCUAGCAUUCGGGCUGUCUCUCUAGCAUUGACAGUGCAUGUGGAAAAUUGCAUUAACUGAAGGUUGGAGAUACCAUAGAAGCAUCGGGGAAACAGGGCAACGAAUAACAUGACUAGAAGAAAAAAACUAAUGCUAUUGUUCGGUUCUGUGAUCUGGCUUUGCUUGCACCUAGAUACUGUGACUUCGGAUAUUAUCAAAUACGAUAGAUCUAUUAUAGAGGAUGCUAAUUUGCCGGCGCCAGAUCUGAUUAGGAAGUAUGGCUAUAAGGCGGAAGUCCACAAAAUAACGACCAAGGAUGGCUUUGUGCUCACAGCCCAUCGCAUACCGAAGCCGGGGGCGCAGCCCGUGCUGAUGGUCCAUGGCCUGGAGGACAGUUCCGUUGGGUACCUCGUUCUGGGACCCAAGAAAUCGCUAGCCUACAGGCUAAGUAAUCUCGGCUACGACAUAUGGCUGCUCAACACGCGGGGCAAUCGCUACUCGAGGAAGCACAAGCGCUACCAGCGGCAAAUGCCCCAGUUUUGGGACUUCUCCUUCCACGAGGUCGGCCUGUACGACCUGCCGGCCGCGAUAGACUAUGUUCUGGCCAUGACCAAGGGGUUCCAGCAGCUCCACUACAUUGGCCACUCGCAGGGAACCACGUCCUUCAUGGUAAUGGGCAGUGAGAGACCCGGCUACAUGAAGAAGAUCAAACUGAUGCAGGCUCUGGCGCCGGUGGUAUUCUGUGAUUACAUUGAGUCGCCCUUUGUCCUGUUGGCUUCGAAGUACAUCCGACCUCUGACUUUCUACGCCAGAACCCUGGGGAUAUACGAUUUUCCACCGGAGGGCGAAGUGUGGCAGAGACUGUUCUAUCAGAUCUGUAGCUUUGCCUUCAGGAACACCUGCAGCUACUUCCUUUUGCAGUUGAUGGGCGUCGAUGCCCAGCAGUUGAAUGUCACCCUCGUGCCGCUAUUUGUGCGACACGUCGCUGGCUCCUCGUUCAAGUCCCUGGGGCACUACACCCAGCUGGUGCACAGCGGUGGCUUCUACAAGUACGACUACUUCAGCGCUGUGGAGAACCGUCGCCGCCACGGCUCCGACACCCCGCCGGAGUACAACCUGGCCAAUGUCGACUGCAAGGUGGCCCUGUACUACAGCAAGAACGAUCUCCUUACCGCGGUCCGCGAUGUGGAGCGACUGCGCGACCUCCUGCCCAAUGUGGUCCACGACGAGCUGAUUCCCUACGAGAAGUUCAAUCACGUCGAUUUCAUUUGGGGGAAUGACGUCAACAGCAUGCUCUACGAUGGAAUGGUGGAGGUUAUGAGGAGGUCCGACGCCGGAGAGUUGUAGGGUAGUAGGAGGAUAGGAACCUUGAGGCUUACCUUUUGAAAAGUACCUUAAAAUUAGAGUAGUUAAAAUAAUGCACUUAAUAGCAAUAAAUCAUCCCACCGCCCCACCAUACUUGGUUUUCGAAGGAUCUUUGAUGCGACCCUUGGGUCCCAUGCUACAGGACCGCUCAUCAGCCUAGGCCUAGAACCAGGUCUAUGCUUGAAAGACCACAAAAAAGUUCAACGAAGAGUAGUGAAUAAUAUUGUAUUAUUUCUAUUGAAAGGAAUAAUAUACUGUCUUCGAUCGACCCUUGUACAGGACUAAGUGUUAAUCUAGUUUUAAAAUGUUCCUUAAUUAUAUUGAACCAACGCAA
This is a messenger RNA of Drosophila persimilis, 1995 nucleotides long. Its product is annotated as lipase 1. Gene Ontology annotation, molecular function: hydrolase activity, acting on ester bonds. NCBI's taxonomy places the organism in Eukaryota, Metazoa, Arthropoda, Insecta, Diptera, Drosophilidae. The transcript has 3 exons. Bases 426 to 1643 code for a protein of 405 amino acids. Gene Ontology annotation, biological process: lipid metabolic process. The record is from RefSeq and is a predicted model, not a curated record.